This is a messenger RNA of Cylas formicarius (sweet potato weevil), 2174 nucleotides long. RefSeq names its product serine--tRNA ligase, cytoplasmic. The coding region runs from base 175 to 1680 and encodes 501 amino acids. The transcript has 5 exons. Gene Ontology annotation, molecular function: serine-tRNA ligase activity; ATP binding; tRNA binding. Gene Ontology annotation, cellular component: cytosol. The record is from RefSeq and is a predicted model, not a curated record. NCBI's taxonomy places the organism in Eukaryota, Metazoa, Arthropoda, Insecta, Coleoptera, Brentidae. Gene Ontology annotation, biological process: seryl-tRNA aminoacylation.
CACAAUCCGGCAAGUCCAAUAUAAAAAUAAAUUAUAGAGAUAUAUAAAAAAAUUUUUCUAUCCACAGCAGCAAAUUCGAUUAUCAUAUAGAGGAAGGAAAUCGAGUGUUGGCAGGACUGUGGGGUAUGGUUAUUAGUUUCAUCAUCCAAAUUGAUUUUAAAGAAAAUAUUUGAAAUGGUGUUAGAUCUAGAUUUGUUUCGAGCCGAUAAGGGAGGAACACCAGAAAAAAUUAAAGAAAAUCAGAGGAAACGGUAUAAAGAUGUACAAUUAGUGGAUACAGUAAUAGAGAAAGAUAUCAUCUGGAGACAAUUAAGACAUAAAGCGGAUAAUUUGAAUAAAUUAAAGAACGUAUGUAGUAAAACUGUUGGCGAAAAAAUGAAGAAGAAAGAGCCCAUUGGAGAUGUAGAUGUUGAUAUUCCAGAAGAUGUUGUUUCCCAGUUGGAAAAUUUAACACUUGAUUUGUUACAAACCUUGACAGUCAACCAAAUCAAAAAGGUUAGAGGUCUCAUUGAUCAGGAAGUUAGUAAAAACGAUAAUGAGUUGCUCACUGUUGAAAAGGAACGUAAUAAUGCUUUAAGGGAAGUGGGAAAUCACCUUCAUGAAUCUGUGCCGGUUGAUGACAACGAAGAUAACAACAAAGUCGAACGUACAUUUGGUAAUUGUGAAGUUCGCAAAAAGUACUCUCAUGUUGAUUUAAUUUGCAUGAUUGAUGGAGUGGAUGGUGAAAGGGGAGCUACUGUAUCAGGGGGACGAGGUUAUUAUUUGACGGGGCCUGCAGUCUUCCUGGAACAGGCUUUAAUUCAGUUAUCUUUGAGAAAACUUCUAAAGAAAGGCUACAAACCUUUGUAUACCCCUUUUUUUAUGAGGAAGGAAAUCAUGCAGGAAGUAGCACAACUUUCUCAGUUUGAUGAAGAAUUGUACAAGGUCAUUGGGAAAGGCAGUGAAAACGCAGAAGACAAAGAAAUUGAAGAGAAAUAUUUAAUUGCAACUUCAGAACAACCUAUUGCCGCUUUUCAUAGAGAUGAAUGGAUACCCGAAAGUGCGCUUCCAAUUAAAUAUGCUGGAUUGUCAACAUGUUUCCGACAAGAGGUUGGAUCUCAUGGAAGGGAUACCAGAGGUAUCUUUAGGGUACAUCAGUUUGAAAAAGUUGAGCAAUUUUGCUUAACAUCGCCAUUUGAUGACAAAUCAUGGGAAAUGAUGAAAGAAAUGAUUUCUAAUGCUGAAGAAUUUUACAAAGAACUUGGCAUUCCAUAUAGAAUUGUAAACAUAGUAUCAGGAGCUUUGAAUAAUGCUGCAGCUAAAAAGUUGGACCUGGAAGCAUGGUUUCCAGGGUCUGGAGCAUUUAGAGAGUUAGUUUCAUGUAGCAAUUGUCUUGAAUAUCAGGCUAGGAGAUUGCUAGUCAGGUAUGGUCAAACCAAAAAAAUGAACACUGCUACAGACUAUGUUCACAUGUUAAAUGCAACUAUGUGUGCAACAACAAGAGUCAUCUGCGCAUUAAUGGAAGUGCAUCAAACUGAAACUGGUAUAAAAAUUCCUGAUGUUCUAAAGGAAUUCAUGCCCGAUGAAUAUUCUAUAGAAAUUCCAUUUGUUAAGCCAGCUCCAAUAGAUUUAGAAAAAGAUAACAAGAAGUCUAAAAGGCAAAAAGAAGGAACCAAAAGGAAGGGAGAAGGCGAAGAGUAAGAAAAUGUUUUUGGGAAUCAAACUUCAUUUAAUCGCUUAAUUUAUUUUUUUAUUAUUCUGAACAUUUAACAAUUAAAUUUCUCAUAGAUUUCUUGUCAAUAGUUUUCAGGAAAAAUUUUAAUUUAAAUUGUUAUUCUAUCUCAAUAUUUCAAUUCAAAAUAUUGAUGUAUUUAUUAAACUCAUUUAAAAACCUGAAAAGUUGAUUCAUUCAUUGACCUUUUGUUUAGAGUUUAUGUAAGUUUAGUUAUUUCAUAUUCUGAUCUAUUUUUCCAUCCUCUAAAACUGUGUUUCUCAACCUUAGCCAUUCUGUAAAACCCACAUUUUACAUAAUUUUUCUUUUCUGCCUCUGAUUUUGUUACAUUUAUUACUCUGCAAAUCACCAAUGUCUAGAUCAAUUUGUUUAUCAGACCUACUAAAUCAUUUCGCAUAACAGAAUACUGAAUAAAAUAUAUUUCAUAUGUUGAAAAAUUAAAAUACAUAAAUAAACUAUGCCU